This is a messenger RNA of Epithele typhae, 363 nucleotides long. Its product is annotated as chaperonin 10-like protein. The transcript is spliced from 2 exons. The coding region runs from base 1 to 363 and encodes 120 amino acids. Gene Ontology annotation, cellular component: cytoplasm. The record is from RefSeq and is a predicted model, not a curated record. Gene Ontology annotation, molecular function: quinone reductase (NADPH) activity. NCBI's taxonomy places the organism in Eukaryota, Fungi, Basidiomycota, Agaricomycetes, Polyporales, Epitheliaceae. Gene Ontology annotation, biological process: cellular response to oxidative stress.
AUGUCUACACCCACCACACAGAAGACUUUCCACUUCACAGAGGCCCCUCCCCAGGGCAAAUUCGCCAUCGCCGAAAGGCCGGUGCCCACCCCGGGUGACGGCGAGGUCCUCGUCCGCGUCGAGGCCGCCGCACUCAACCCUGCCGAUUGGAAGAUCACUUCCCCUGAGCUCAUCCAUGUGAUGGGUGUCCUCCCCCUCCCCCUCGUUACGGGCGGAGUGGGUGUCGUCGAGGCCGUCGGCUCCGGUGUCACCACCCUGUCCAAGGGCGACAGACGACUUCACGCUCCGAACCAGACCACCUUCCAACAGUACACGAUCGUCAAAGCCGCGUUCGCAGCCAAGGUGCGCACCGUCCCCUCAUGA